AUGGAAAAGGGGAAAAGGAUUCAAGUAAUGGAAGCAGCUGAAAUUCCACUACCAGAACCAAUCAUCCAUCGCAUUCAAUCUUACCUCAGCGAGAAACAAUCUGCUCAAACAAGCAUCCUCUCGAAAUCAUGGUACAGCGCCUGGCUCACGCGCCCCGACCUCGCGUUAGACGAACGCAAUUUCGCCGCAGCAGCAGCACACAGUUUCUCGGAUCACGCGGCGAAGACGAUGGAUAGGUACGAGAAAUCGAAUCUGAAGAUCGAGAAUUUCAAGCUAUGGCUGCACAUUGGGAACAGAGAUAGAAGAUCUCUCGCCAAUGAAUUGAUCCGUAGAGCGCUGAAGAUCGGCGUUUUCAAUCUCUCUCUCAAACUCCGCCUCCCGGAUUCCAUAAUCCUCACGUCGACGCUCGAGACUCGAUUCGAAAACACGGUCCGGUUGUCGGUGACAGGCGGCCGGGCGGAUUGUCCGCGGCAUAAACCCCUUAAGUUGAUCGGAGAGUUUACGGUGGAUGAUCUCGUCAAUGAGGACGUAAUUACGCUAUUCCCAUCGAUCGAGAAACUGUGGUCGUACGAAUGCGGCUGCUCGGCUGCUGUUCGGAAAGCUACUCAUGUUAGAGUUCUGGAAUCAAAGAUUCAGCGUAGGGGAUUUUCACUUUUCCAUUACUGA
This is a messenger RNA of Erythranthe guttata (spotted monkey flower), 666 nucleotides long. RefSeq names its product F-box protein At3g59150-like. The record is from RefSeq and is a predicted model, not a curated record. NCBI's taxonomy places the organism in Eukaryota, Viridiplantae, Streptophyta, Magnoliopsida, Lamiales, Phrymaceae. Gene Ontology annotation, molecular function: protein binding.